Thamnophis elegans (Western terrestrial garter snake) is the source of this 705-nucleotide messenger RNA. Its product is annotated as pseudouridine-5'-phosphatase-like. The record is from RefSeq and is a predicted model, not a curated record. The transcript has a single exon. NCBI's taxonomy places the organism in Eukaryota, Metazoa, Chordata, Lepidosauria, Squamata, Natricidae. Gene Ontology annotation, molecular function: phosphatase activity. Bases 1 to 705 code for a protein of 234 amino acids.
AUGGCUGCUUCCUCCGAUGGAGGCAAGCCACUACAGCCCGUCACUCAUGUCAUCUUUGACCUGGAUGGCACCCUCAUAAACACCGAGGAUAUCUUCAACAACAUCAUGAAAGAACUCUGCAGCCACUAUGGGAAGACAUACACUUGGAAGGAAAGGUCCCAGAUCAUGGGGAUGAAAGAGGUGAAUGCCCUGGAGAUUCUCCGAAAGCUCUUCGACCUGCCCUUAACCGUUGAAGAAAUCCUCCGCGAGACCUCCCAAAAGAAACGAGAACUAUAUCCCACCUCUGCCUUAAUGCCUGGCGUGGAAAAGCUGGUCCGCCAUUUGCACGGGCACAAGAUCCCCAUCGCCAUUGGCACUAGCUCUGUUCGCGAGGUAUUUGAGAUGAAAACGGGGCAACUGAAGCCCUUUUUCAGUUUGUUCCAUCACAUUGUGAUGGGAGAUGACCCUGAGGUAAAAAAUGGCAAGCCGCAGCCUGAUAUAUUUUUGGUUGCCGCCAAGAGGUUUGAACCGCCGGUACCUCCGGCAAAGUGCCUUGUCUUUGAAGAUGCCCCGAACGGGGUCAAAGCGGCCCUGGCUGCCGGCAUGCAAGUAAUCAUGGUCCCCGAUGGUGGUUUGCCAAAAGAACUAACAAAAGAAGCCACCCAUAUCCUACAAUCAAUGAAUGAUUUCAAGCCAGAAAUGUAUGGCUUGCCAAAGUUUGAUUGA